This is a messenger RNA of Aspergillus puulaauensis, 786 nucleotides long. RefSeq names its product BTB/POZ domain-containing protein. Bases 1 to 786 code for a protein of 261 amino acids. The record is from RefSeq and is a predicted model, not a curated record. The transcript is spliced from 3 exons. NCBI's taxonomy places the organism in Eukaryota, Fungi, Ascomycota, Eurotiomycetes, Eurotiales, Aspergillaceae. Gene Ontology annotation, molecular function: protein binding.
AUGAAAUAUAACGUCACCCGUAUUAGAAUGGGCAACGAAAACUCGAUAGUUAAAAAUCCUGCGAUGGAGGAGAGCUAUGUUGCAGGCGACUGGGGCCUUACCUCCAGCAUCCAAGGAUGCUUUUUCAGUUCCAGAUUCUCGGAUCUGACAAUAAUCACCACGGCCCGCAAGUUCAAAGUGCACAAGGUAGUUAUUUGCGGACAGUCAAAGUAUUUCUCUCGUCUAUUCAACCAUAAUUGGAAAGAAGCAACAGAAAAUGUCAUCAGGCUCGAGGACGACGACCCGGGAGCUAUACGAGCCAUGGUCCUCUUCAUGUAUGGCUUCGACUAUGAGCGCAUUAGCAGGGAUCAAUGCCAGAUCUCGCCGAUGCGACUUCACGUCGGCGUCUACCAGAUCGGCGACAAAUAUGACGUGCCGAGCCUCAAGGAAUACGCAAGGGAGAAAUUUGCAUCUGCUAUACGGACCUGUUGGAAAAUGGACGACUUCCCUGUCACAAUCUCAGAGGCAUAUUCGACUACACCUGCUGCAGAUCGAGGGCUCCGCGAUCUCAUUGUGGGCACAUGCUUGCAGUAUUUUGAUAAGCUGCUGGAGAAUGAUGAUUUCAGAGACGUUCUAAGGGAGACUCCAGGAUUCGCGGCUGAUCUUGUACAAAAGCUUGGUCCGAGAAUAAGUUCGAUAACGUAUUGCUGCCCCUACUGUGCCGGGAAAUGGAGCAUCCCACAUUCCAGUUCAAGCAGCAAGACACUUGGGUGUUGUCCGUUAUGUGGGAUGCGUUAUCAUUCCUGA